Molecule: messenger RNA, 3563 nt
Organism: Lytechinus variegatus (green sea urchin)
Lineage: Eukaryota; Metazoa; Echinodermata; Echinoidea; Temnopleuroida; Toxopneustidae
Product: unconventional myosin-X-like
Exons: 24
Coding region: 1-3180 (1059 amino acids)
Biological process (GO): actin filament organization; vesicle transport along actin filament
Cellular component (GO): actin cytoskeleton; vesicle; cytoplasm
Molecular function (GO): cytoskeletal motor activity; ATP binding; actin filament binding
Source: RefSeq, a predicted model, not a curated record
AUGUCAGCAAAUGAAGGGAAAUCGUUUCUUAUGGAUCGUUACUUAGAUGAACUUAAACGGCUAGAAGAGAAGAAGAGUAAAGAUUCUGUGAAUGAGGUUCAGGUUCUGAAGGAGCAGUUGAGGGUCCUGAGUGCAGAGAUGAUCAGUUUAAGACAGGCCCUUGGAUUUCAUCAAAGACCUGGAUCACACCCAAGACAUGCCAUCAACAACCAAGAUUCUGGUUACAGUGACAACCUUGCAGAAAGCCUCUCCGCUUCCUCGUCCAUCUCGUCUGCCUCUUCAACGACGUCAUCGACCACGCCCAACAGCUCCUCGUACUCUGUGUCGUGCCCCUGCUUCCCAAACCAGCGCAGACCUCCUCCCAUGACCUCUGACCUCUUUGGGCGUCUGAAUGACCUGGUCAAGAUGCCCAAGCCCGUAACUGAAGAGAGCGUCUGUAAGGCCCUACAACAGAGGUGGAUGUGUGGAGAAUGUCAGACCAAGAUAGGACCAGUGAUCGUAGCACUUAACCCUAGACGAGGUCUGUCUGAAGACCAGGUCCUGGGACACACCCAGCCCCAUCAGCAUCCACAUCUUCAGAGGCUAGCUCAACGGGUCCACACACAGCUUGUAGAACAACGCAGACCUCAGACUGUCAUUCUAAGUGGUGAGAGUGGGAGCGGGAAGACCUAUACAUCCCAGCUGUUUCUACGGCAACUGCACAGCCUCUGCAAGAAGAGACAAACGACAGGAGGGGGAGGAGGAGGAGGCGAGCCAUCAGAUCAGACGGAAAACAAACAAUUUCAGAAUUUGACGCAUGCUUUCCACGUCCUCAGAGCCGUUGGAUGCGCUAAGACAAGACACGACUCAUGUGCUAGCAGACUGGGUCAUCAUGUCGAAGUUCACUUUGCUGGAAAUACCAUAACAAGAACCAAGUUUGAAUGUCACUGGUUUGAUCAAAGUAGAGUAGUAGAUACCCCGGCCGGUGAAUCGAACUUUCAUAUCUUCUAUCAGAUGCUAGCAGGGCUCUCCCACGAAGAAAGAGCUAAACUUCAUCUCCAUGGCUACGGAGUCCAUAAUCUUGCCUACUUGAAACAAAGGAAAAGCUCAGAGGAUGUUGGAAUAGAGAAAGAGAGAUUCCACUCUUUGAAGAUUGCCCUUUCAACUCUCGGGAUUGAAUUCCUUGACGUGAUGAGAAUACUCUCAGCCAUCUUGCUCCUUGGUAACGUCAAUUUUGUAGAAGAUGGAGGUUAUGAGCUUGAUAUUAAAGGUAGCAGUGAAAUUAAAGCAGUGGCCUCUCUACUUGGAGUCCCCGGAGUGUCGUUGUACCGGGCGCUGACGACAAAAACCCAUACCAUCAAAGGACAAGCUGUCAAAACAUUGUGCAAUGCUGAACAGGCCAACGAAACAAGAGACACACUUGCAAAGGCUCUAUACUGUCGGAUGGUCUUAUCGAUCACGAAGAGAAUCAACAGUGUCUUCAAACCCAACUCAAAAUGUCCUCCCUAUGUAGCGCCCUCUGUCAGUAGUGAGGAUACGCAGAGUAGUGGAGACUCUUGCAGUAGACUGAGUGAUUCUACGAUGGAAUUGAAUGGCAAUUCAUCAUCAAUAGAUGGCAGCACACAUCUUCAGGGUACAGUACACAUCAUUGAUAUGCCAGGUUUCUCCAAUACACAGUGCAAUAGAAUAGAGGACCUGUGCUGCAACUAUUCAUCCGAGGUGCUACACCAGGUCUACUUCCAACAAACCUUCAAGAUACCCCAGGAUGCAUGUAGAGAAGAUGGUGUCGCCAUGAAUCCAGUACCAUUCCAAGACAACAUUUCUUGUGUAGAUUUCUUUGCUUCAAAGCAUGGUCUAUUUCCAACUAUUGAUACAAUGUGCAACCAACCUGAGCAUCCGACACCGGAUGAACUUAUCAGCCGAACUAACAAGAAACAUCACAGAAAUGGUGUAUUUUCGGUAGAACGUGAGAACAAGCACCUGUUCACGAUCAGACACACCUCCGGUGAAGUGAGGUACAAUGCCGCGGACGUGUUGAAGAGAAGCAGGGACGUGAUCAGUGAUGAUGUGCUCACCAUCUUCAGGAGGAAAGGAUGUAACUUUGGUUUCGCUUCCUAUCUCUUUGCUCCGGAGCUCAAACUAUUACAAGGUAAUGCAGUGAAGGGUCUCCUGUUCCGCAUCUGUCCCAGACCUCAGAUAUCUUUGGAGUCUCGUACUCUACCUGACCCAAGCAUCGGGAGUAUUCCAAUCGACACCCACCAUCGUCUCACCGAGCUGUUAGACUCUUUCACCAGACAGCAAGCACAAUUUCAUUUCAUUCACUGUAUCAAGAUCAAUGAUCAAGAAUCCAGUAGCCAGUUCUCCUACGCAGUAGUAGCAAGGCAAACAAGAGCAUUUCAGCUGAUGACCACAUUACAGCUUAUGACCGAUGGUUAUCCGUACUGUGACACGAUUCUUAACUUUGCAAGGAGAUACCAGAUGAUGCUUGAGAGAUGGCAGAGGAAGAAAACUCCAAGAGACCAAUGCAAAGUGAUAUUAGAGCAGAUCAUGAGAAGAUGUGAACUCAUUGAAUCAGUGAACACACAGAACAAAUGGAUCAUCAGUGAAAACAGGGUCUUCUUCAGUGAAGAGACAAGACAAGGUCUGGAGUCUGUGCGUGACGGGCACCGGGACACGGCAGUGCGCUUCCUCCAAUCCAAGGUCCGAUGCUGGCUAGCGAGGCGCCAUUGGCCUUCGGACAUCAUUGAUCCGUAUGAAGAAUGCACGGAUGAUCAUGUAACACGGAUCUCAUUCAGGGAGCCCCUUUAUGAAAGGAUCAACUACUCAGUGAGUGACAGCAGCAGUGUGGUAUCAGAUGACACCAGUAGUAGUAGUAUUGAGUGCAAGAAAGCCAGAUUACAGAACAGGGUUUAUCAUACUGCAAAAGAGGAUGUGCCUCCUCCAUUACCUAGUAACCAUCCGUCAUCAGUGAAGAUUGAUGUUACCAAAGGGUUUCCGCAAACACGCAUCAUGAGAUGCAACUAUUCACCAGAUAUAUCAUGUGUGGAGCCAUUGCUGAGAGUGGGUGAGCCCAUUCUAAUUGUAGGGGUGAACGGCACCAAGGACAUUCUGAUAGUCGAGCACAAUAAUUGCACGCUACAGGUCCCUCUCAAACUCACUAUGUCACAGACUGGUGAUCGUAUCCUGGGAACAAGACUAUGAGAUAUUAAACAAGAAAGAUCUCCAACGCACUUGGAGGGAUUAAAGUAUAACGUGGAUAGUUCUAAGAAUGAUCUACAUGUGUGAUUAUACUGUGCAACCAGACACAUCUGCAAAACUUCCUAGUACUGUUUCAGUGGCCCAACCAAAUAUGGAGUAGAGUGUGUGUCAAGCGCUUUGUAACCAAUAGGAAAAGGUGCUAUAUCAUAUGGCCAUUGGAUUGGAUUGGAUUGUAUCGAGAUAUCCAGAAUGCACAAUGAAAUGAAUGCAAAUGGACCUUGCAGUAGAUAAGGUCUGUUGAAAACAAGCUAGGGGCCUGUUGCAGAAAGAGUUGCAAUUAAACGGAAGUCAAAAUAUCAAGCGCAAGUCCCGAAUACGCGCUGUUG